Messenger RNA from Aspergillus thermomutatus, 1509 nucleotides. RefSeq lists its product as uncharacterized. The record is from RefSeq and is a predicted model, not a curated record. The transcript has a single exon. The coding region runs from base 1 to 1509 and encodes 502 amino acids. Lineage: Eukaryota; Fungi; Ascomycota; Eurotiomycetes; Eurotiales; Aspergillaceae.
AUGAAUGGCGUAGCAUUUAAAGAUGAGGGUGUCUUUCCAGUGUCGUUUGAACGAAAUAUUUUCAUCACCGGUGAAACUCGCAACAUGCCACCCUCCCUCUCUAAUGAUGUCCUACUACUAGUUGGGGAGUUCCUGGAGGAUCAUCAAGACCGCUUCAAUCUCCUUUUUGUGUGCCAUCAUUUUCAUGAUCUGUUUCGCCGACUCGUCUACCGAUAUGCUGCGCUGAAGGAUUGCAGCCAGACGCGCUCGUUUUUGAGUGCCACUUUGCGACACCCCGAGCUGGCUCGGGCGGUUCGCACUUUGGAUUUGAGUGGGUGGCAAACCAAAUCUGGGUCCUACGAAAGCACCAGCAUAGCUGAAGAGGACAUGGAAGUGUUUCGCAAUUGGACCCGGGAAGUCAGUCACUCAGACGAGGAAUACGUCCAGUGGGAGCGGGAUUUGCAGCAAGAUAUCGAAGAGGCCUGGAUCGCCCUUCUCCUGCCGCUGGUGAGCAACGUACAGCAGUUGCGGUUGUUAUAUCCCAAGGAGAACAGGUAUCUAGACCGCAUGAUGCAGCGGGCGGUUCAGGGAGAGAAGCCUUUCAACACCCAGCCCGCCUUCCGUGCUCUGCGACAAGUUUCCCUGGGUCAUCUGGACGACUCACUUGACAGCAAGGGCACCUACCUCCCAUCGCAGGUCCUCCCGUUCUUCCAGCUACCAUCAAUGCGCGCCAUCACAGCCGAUUCAGUCAUUGAAUCGACCUCCGCGGAUGAGCAGCAGACACAGACGCAGUCGCGAAUCGAGCCAUCGCCGGCCUCGUCGGUAUCUGAAAUUGUCUUGAAUUCCAGCAGCGGCGCCAAGGGCAUGAUGAGCAUUGUUGCCGCUUGCUCCGCCCUUCGGUCUUUCAAAUACCAGCACUCAGACGGCCAUCUGCUCGCUGAAGGCUACCAGCCUGCUGCCUUCUACCGCUCGCUGUCCGCUAGCAAACACACCUUGCGCACUCUCUGGCUUGACAGCUGCGGUGUCCAUCUCCCAUUCACCAUUGCUGGUGCUAACGAGACGCACGACGAGUGGUUCGGGUCGCUGGCCGAUUUCACGAACCUGAAGGACAUCCGGAUCCGUUUGCCCAAUCUUUUGGAUAUCCGGUACCAGGCCGAGCCGUCGGUCCCUCUGACGGAGGUCUUGCCGACUGGAGUGGAGUCGUUGUAUGUAGAAGGAUGCAAGGAGAAUUCGCUGGCGAUGUUGGUGAAGCAGUUGGGGACGCUGCUUGGUAGCGCCAACCGCAGUGGCGUUACCGACGGUAAAAGUGGACAGUCACAUCGCUUCAAGGGCUUGAAAAAGCUGCAGAUCGAGGGAAUGUUCCACGAUGAGGAGGAAUACGAGGACUCUGGAUACGAGGGUUCCCCGACUGGUGACAAGGUCAUCAAGCCGCGGAUUUAUGAGACGGUGGGACCCUUGCGCCGAGCUUGUGAGCUGGCCGGGGUGGACUUGUUCAUCCGGGACCGUUUGUGCCCGGAGACUAUGAAAUGA